Colletotrichum acutatum is the source of this 1080-nucleotide messenger RNA. RefSeq lists its product as uncharacterized. The transcript is spliced from 2 exons. The record is from RefSeq and is a predicted model, not a curated record. Lineage: Eukaryota; Fungi; Ascomycota; Sordariomycetes; Glomerellales; Glomerellaceae. The coding region runs from base 1 to 1080 and encodes 359 amino acids.
AUGCCUCGCCAGGUCAUCUAUAAGACGACCAUGGGCCCGGCUCGCCGCACUCGCGCUCACAGCCAGGCUCUCAUCAACAGUGCAGGUGCCGCCGCCGCCGUCAGCAAGAUUACUGUCACUGCGAUGCCUAACAUCAAGGGGUCGAACACCUCGACCACCGAGGCCCAGGCUAAAAAGGUCAAGAAGGAAGAGAAGGCCAAGCAGGUUGCGAAGGGUGAAAAGGUCCAGAAGCCGAAGCCUCGCUUCGACACCUUCCACCCGUUCCCCCGUCUCCCCAACGAGAUCAAGGCCAUGAUCCUGUGCGAGUACAUCGACUUCGAGCCUGCCAUCAUCUACGCUAGCUGCAAGGCGAACAAGUACGUCCCGGGCCUCAUCGACGUCAACACUGGCAAGGACGGUAGGCACUCGAAAUACAAGUGCCUCACUGAGCUCACCAAGGGCAUUCCCGAUUUCAAAGCCUACAUCGAGCGCCAGAUUGGUGUCUCCUUCCACGACCUGUCCUACCGCCCCCAGGAAGGCGUCCGCAAUGGUAAGGAUCUCAUAGUCCUCAUCUUCAACGAGAAUUGGAGUCAUCACCUGAACUGGUACAGCGCUUCCCAGCGGGAGCUGAAUCGCGAGAAGUUUGUGCCUGGCAUCGAGAACAUUGGCGUCAUGUACGAUUCGAGCCGCCUUCGCAGCAUGAAUCGGGUCUUUAGACGCUCUACUCGUCCUUGCUCGAUUAUUGAUCUCGGCAUGAUGAUCAUGAACCUUCGUGACAUCAAGAACUUCUACAUUCUUGUCAAGCUGCGCGGCGGCAGUCAGCCUGAGCAAAAGAAGUGGAUGAAGAAGCGGCUCCGCAUUGCGAAGCGUCCCAACAAAGAUCUCGUAGUCUUCGAGGACAAGCAGAGAACUUGGGUGGAGAUCACUCGGUCCACCGCUAGACAUCAGGGAGAUGGCUCUCUUCUGAGAGAUGUAGCCAAUUUCCUCAGACUGACCGAGCGUUUCUACCAUUCAGCUUGCACCAUACAUAAUGGACCUCCCAACGUCCGAUUCCGCAUCCUGGUGGCGUCGCAUUUCCUGAACAAGACGCUGGGGAUUUGA